Impatiens glandulifera is the source of this 1010-nucleotide messenger RNA. Its product is annotated as proteasome subunit beta type-6. Gene Ontology annotation, molecular function: threonine-type endopeptidase activity. The transcript has 8 exons. Gene Ontology annotation, cellular component: proteasome core complex. The record is from RefSeq and is a predicted model, not a curated record. NCBI's taxonomy places the organism in Eukaryota, Viridiplantae, Streptophyta, Magnoliopsida, Ericales, Balsaminaceae. The coding region runs from base 84 to 797 and encodes 237 amino acids.
AGUUCAGUAUUUACCUAUCUUUCUCUCAUUCCAUCGUCUCGAUUACACAACACUCUGCGCGAAUUUCAUCUCUGAAAACAAAAAUGGAUCCUUCAGUUGCAGAUCUCAAUUCUCCUCAUUCCAUGGGGACCACAAUCAUCGGCGUCACCUACAACGGCGGCGUUGUCCUUGGUGCCGACUCUCGUACCAGCACCGGAAUGUAUGUGGCCAAUAGGGCGUCAGACAAGAUCACCCAGCUUACUGAUAACGUUUAUAUCUGCCGCUCCGGAUCGGCUGCUGAUUCACAGAUUGUUUCUGAUUAUGUGCGUUAUUAUCUCCAUCAGCACACGAUACAGUCGGGACAGCCUGCAACUGUAAAAGUUGCUGCUAAUUUGGUCAGGCUAAUAGCAUAUGGUAACAAGAAUAUGUUGCAAACUGGCAUGAUUGUUGGGGGUUGGGAUAAGUAUGAAGGAGGCAAGAUAUAUGGAAUACCUCUUGGUGGGACAAUUGUAGAGCAGCCUUUCACAAUUGGAGGAUCUGGCUCUUCUUACUUGUAUGGAUUUUUUGACCAAGCUUGGAAGGAAGGAAUGACAAGAGAGGAAGCUGAGAAACUAGUAGUGACGGCUGUUUCUCUUGCUAUUGCUCGAGAUGGGGCUAGUGGUGGUGUUGUGCGCACUGUUACUAUAAAUUCCGAGGGAGUGAGUAGAAAGUUCUAUCCUGGCGAUCAACUCCCACUGUGGCACGACGAAUUGGAGGCACAUAAUUCACUCUUGGACAUAUUGCCAUCAUCGUCGAGUCCCGAACCAAUGGUUAGCUGAUCGAACCGCGUUUGUUUCCUUUUUUCUUUUCUUAAUUCUACCAUUUCUAGUCUCUACUUACCUGUGUUUCUCAGAUGAUGAUUUAUUUCUAUGUUUUGGAAUAUCACUAUGCAUUUCCUGUAAUUCAGUUAAAAGAUUUCUAUGAAACUUAUUAUUGACUAGAGACUUCUGAUGUUGAUCAAAAUUGGCAAAUUGAUCCCCAGAUUUAUCUGG